Messenger RNA from Alternaria alternata, 1923 nucleotides. RefSeq lists its product as hypothetical. The transcript has 2 exons. The record is from RefSeq and is a predicted model, not a curated record. Lineage: Eukaryota; Fungi; Ascomycota; Dothideomycetes; Pleosporales; Pleosporaceae. Gene Ontology annotation, molecular function: protein binding. Bases 1 to 1683 code for a protein of 560 amino acids.
AUGGAAGGACUCCCACAAGAACUCAUCGAUAAAAUCUCCAGCUAUCUACCCAGGCGAGACUUGUGCAAUGUCCUUACCCUAACUGGCAAGUUUCGCUUUGCUGCUGAGAGGCACUGCGGAGCUUUUUCCAAAUUCACUAUCAACGAAAACAACUCGGUCGACUUCCUUGCGCGCUUCUCUAGUCAUCGGCUUCUCUACCUGAAAGAAGUGAUAUUCCGGCCAACCUUCCCAACGCUCGACGACGACCAAGUCCUGUGUCGAGAGCCUGCUCAUGAGGUGUAUGAGAGGGACGAGUCUUUUACACGACAGAUACAAUUCCUCUUCCACAUUCUUCAACUAGUCGAGAAGCAAGCCGGUGAAAAGCAUGCCCCAGGCAGAUAUCGUCUGUCACUUUACAGUCCAAUCAGAACAGUACGUGCCAAAAACGCAUGUCCCCAUCGCUAUCGAACUAGCUGGCGUGUUCGGCUACUGGAAGCCGAGCUAUCUCCAGUCGCGUCUAUUCGGUCGUUCGAAAUCUACAAUAACUACGGCAACGAAUCAUUCGCUCCUUAUCUCCAUAUAGACAGAUCUGGUAAACAAGAGUUCAAGCUCGACUUGCGCGUUCUCAUUGAUCUAGGGAUCAGAAUGCCUAAUCUUGAAUAUCUGGGCUUCCGAACUGGAGGAUACGAAUCGUGCGAAUCGUUCAAUCCAGAGAUGAAUACAUGCAUCGAGCACUACGAGCACGACUGGGCAGGACCUCGUCGAGAUGCUCGACACGACUUUGCAGAUGCUAUCAUCCGCAGUCUCGAUAAGAUACCAAAAACGCUAAGGCAUGCCUCGCUUGAUUUCCUGAGCCCUUUGCUUCGUGCAACUGAUAUACAUCAUGGCAAACCAUUGCCUGAUCUAGUUGGUCACUUGACAUACGAUCCAUUCACUUCGAGUCUUGGUAUGCUAUGCAACAAUCUUCGCCACCUGCAACUACGAGCGAUGAUCGACGAGUCUCUUCUUUUGACACCGUCAAAAAGCUUGACAGAGUUACAUGUCUCUUGGCCACGCUUGGAAAUACUUGACAUCAUGUUUCACAACGCACGCCCUGAUGGAACCUGGUACUUCUCAGGGCCGGCAGGGCAAGGUCAUGUUCCACGUGGAUAUCCGGUGACCAGUGCCUCCUAUCCUCCUUAUGCACCCACAGAGCUCGAUGAGGAUAUGGAUUACGACUUCCUCGACGCUCCUGAUCCGCGUACGGCAUUCAAUAAGCAGUUUCGCGUCGCCCCUACUGCUAAUCUCACCCCACUUCUUGAAUCCUUUGCCAAGGCAGCAAUAAACAUGCCGGCACUCAAGGAAGCUGCUAUAUGGUCCCCUUUAGAAUGGUCCGGUAAAGAUUUCACAGGCAACGAUAUUGAUUACUGGUCUAAGACCGAGGGCGAAGACGACGACAAGAUGCUAUAUAGUCUGGAGUCUCUAGCCUGGGGUAUCAAAUACGCAGAGCCGGGACGACAUACAGAUUCCAGGUCAUGUCGUCGACUGCAGUGGGUAGUCGGGGAUUGGCAUCCUGAUGGAGAGCUGCGGAGCCUAUUUCAGGCGAUAGGGUACGCAAAACACGGUGGAGAGCUUGAAGAGGUCUGGACUGAAGGCCUCGCUUAUGAUGGGGGAAGGAUUUCGGGAAUCGGCCACCGGGGUGAGUUUAAAAGGAUAAAGGCGUAGUAAUGAUAUGAAGAGUGGCUAUCAACUCAUGAAGUCGCACGCCUGAAGUUGCACUUUGUAAGUAAUGUCAUGUUGUAUAUGGUCCAGAAUCAUCCUAUGAAACAUUCUGGUCUCAUGGGGCUGUGGUCAACCGUGAUUGCCUACAUAGGCAGAGAAGCUAGAAGGCAUUGUCGAUGACGAUGGCGACGGUAUGGCAGAUUGUUCGCAGCACUUGGCAUGGGAAACAAUAUAGGAAAGAGC